Cornus florida is the source of this 912-nucleotide messenger RNA. RefSeq lists its product as uncharacterized. NCBI's taxonomy places the organism in Eukaryota, Viridiplantae, Streptophyta, Magnoliopsida, Cornales, Cornaceae. The transcript is spliced from 2 exons. Bases 1 to 912 code for a protein of 303 amino acids. Gene Ontology annotation, molecular function: protein binding. The record is from RefSeq and is a predicted model, not a curated record.
AUGGCAUCGUUCUCAUCAUCAGAGACAGACUGGGCAUGGCUUCCAAAAGAUCUGGUUGGUUUGAUUGUGGACAAGUUAAUUCUAUUAUCCGACUUUGUCCGGUUUGGGGCAGUGUGCAAACCAUGGCGAUCCGUGGCUCUAGAUAAGAAGCAGAAACGCAAUGAAGCACGUUUCAAGCAGCCUCCCAUGCUACUAGUCCCAAACGGACAUGGCAGCGGUAGACUAUACAGUGUCUCCGAGGAAAAGACUUACAACUGUCAAUUGGCUGUGCCAUUUACUAAGAAGUGUCCUGGUUCUUCCUUCGGGUGGUUGGUGAAGGCCGAAGAUGAUAUGGCCAUUACACUCAUAAAUCCCUUCUCCGGUGAUCAAUUUUGGACUUACCUAGUUAGGAACUUGUGCCCUAAGGCUAUGAAUGAUGCUUAUUUUUACAAAGGCCAGCUAUACCUUUUGGGUGGUUUCAACGAACUCGUAAAGGUCGACAUUAAUGAUUCAGAUUCAGAUUCUGAUAGUGACUCCUAUGAUGUACCCAAUUAUGAAAUUAUAGUGUCACCUUCUUUGGAAUUCUCGUCACAUAAGUCAUAUCUUGUGGAGGCAUCCAAUGGAGACUUACUGCUAAUUCAAAGGAUUCAUUUUUUUGAUGGAAAUAUCACAAACUUCGGCAAGACGGUGUAUUUCGAGGUUUACAGGCUGACGAAGCAUUCAACUGAAGGACAGAAGCAGGGAAAGUGGGUAGAAAUUGAUAGUAUGGGUGAUGAUGCAGUGUUCUUGGGUGACGAAGCAUUUGCGUAUUGGCUUCUGAUUUUCCCAAUUGCCAACCAAAUUCCAUAUGUUACACUGAUGAUUGUAUGGAGAGAUCUCAUAUUUCAUUGUAUGAACCCCGUGACAUGGGGGUCUUCAAUUUACAAGAGCUAA